Drosophila serrata is the source of this 288-nucleotide messenger RNA. It is a transcript of the gene Tfb5, whose product is annotated as transcription factor B5. NCBI's taxonomy places the organism in Eukaryota, Metazoa, Arthropoda, Insecta, Diptera, Drosophilidae. Gene Ontology annotation, cellular component: transcription factor TFIIH core complex; transcription factor TFIIH holo complex. The record is from RefSeq and is a predicted model, not a curated record. Gene Ontology annotation, biological process: nucleotide-excision repair; transcription initiation at RNA polymerase II promoter; nucleotide-excision repair, preincision complex assembly.
GCCGUCCGGUCCCUCCAUUCUGCGGCGGAUUUGCUCCGCGAAAAAAGCUAAACAAAAAACAUGGUAAAUGUUAUGAAAGGAGUGCUGGUGGAGUGUGAUCCUGCUAUGAAACAAUUCCUGCUGCACUUGGACGAGAAGCUGGCUCUGGGUCGCAAAUUUAUAAUCCAGGAUCUGGACGAGAAUCAUUUAUUCAUCUCUACGGACAUUGUGGAUGUGCUGCAAGCCCGCGUCGACGACUUGAUGGACCGCAUUAGCUUCCCGCUGCACGACAAGGACGCCUAGAAACUU